UCUGCCUGCGCCGGUCGUCAACAGGUUCGCGUACGUACAGACUCGGACACGGACUCUGACGGACGGAUGGAGCGUGACACGGUGCUGACGGCGCUGGAGGCGCUGCCCGAGGAUCAGGAUGCGCCGCUGCCCGAUCAGCUGGAGGAGUACCUGCGCGCCGUGGCUCGCACGGGCGACUCGCUGCUGCCGUGGACCAGCAUCAAGCCGCUCUUCCAGCGCAAACUGGCACUCGUGCUGGACGACUUCAUUCUCAACCCCGAUUCCCACUCGCCGGACGCGUUCGACGCCACUGGAAUGCGCACGCGACUGCUGCAGCGACUCGACUCUUUCGACACGUGUCCGUUCACCCUGCAGCGCCUGUCCGAGCUGCUGACGACGCCGAGGGAGCAGUACAACCGCAUCGACAAGUUCAUGCGAGCCGUCGAGAAGAACGUUCUGGUUGUCAGCGGCAACGAUCCUCCGCAGGUCACGGCCAACGGUCUGUCCGAGGACAACGGCCUCGAGGCCCCCGAGCCCAAGAAGCCGCGCAUUGAGGAAGUCGAGGAGAAGCUGGACACGGAGACUGCCGUCAAGGAGCAAAAUGGCGACCACGUCGAAGACAAGAAAGACGAGGAAGAACCUGCCAAAGAACCUGAAGAAGAUGGUGAGAUGAAAGAGGAACCCUCCAAGCUGGAGGUUGAACCUGUAGAACCACAGGUUGAAACCGAGACUGCCGAACCUCCGAAGGAAGCUGCGGAAGAGCCGGAAAUUGCAAAGGAGUCUGAUAAAACGCCUCCAGCUGAACCUGUGGAGGAAGCUGAGAAGCAAGAAGAGCCUGUGGCUGUGUCUGAAGACCAAGAGAUGCCUUUGGUGGAAAAAGAGGCGCCGUUGGCCUCGCCCGAGAAGGAUUUGAGUGACGAAAAGGUGUCGAAAGCACUCGAAACUGAGGACGUGCCAAUGCCAAUGGAGGAGCAGAGCUGAGUUGCAUUUACUCGCGUGGACAAUUCUCUGACACUUAAUUUAUUUUCUGAUGCCGCUCUCAACUGAGCCUCUAUAAACUCUCACAAACCGUCGAAUUUAGCAGAAGAAUGGCGUAACACGUUUUGUGAUGAACAACGGUGGUGGGCAAUGCAACCCCGUAAUAUUAGUUUCUUAGUGAUUAUGCGCUACGCUGCGAAAUAUUUAUUUUUAUCUCACCUGUAUUCUAAUAAAGAGACAGUUGCUCACA
Messenger RNA from Cloeon dipterum, 1207 nucleotides. RefSeq names its product serine/threonine-protein phosphatase 4 regulatory subunit 2-like. NCBI's taxonomy places the organism in Eukaryota, Metazoa, Arthropoda, Insecta, Ephemeroptera, Baetidae. Gene Ontology annotation, cellular component: nucleus; protein phosphatase 4 complex; cytoplasm. Bases 67 to 960 code for a protein of 297 amino acids. Gene Ontology annotation, molecular function: protein phosphatase regulator activity. The record is from RefSeq and is a predicted model, not a curated record. The transcript has 3 exons.